Messenger RNA from Astyanax mexicanus (Mexican tetra), 3786 nucleotides. It is a transcript of the gene pnpla2, whose product is annotated as patatin-like phospholipase domain containing 2. Gene Ontology annotation, molecular function: triacylglycerol lipase activity. Gene Ontology annotation, biological process: triglyceride catabolic process; lipid homeostasis; positive regulation of triglyceride catabolic process. Gene Ontology annotation, cellular component: lipid droplet; cytoplasm; membrane. The record is from RefSeq and is a predicted model, not a curated record. The coding region runs from base 438 to 1940 and encodes 500 amino acids. The transcript has 9 exons. Lineage: Eukaryota; Metazoa; Chordata; Actinopteri; Characiformes; Acestrorhamphidae.
GCCCUCCUCAGCGGAGUUUGACAGCUUUGCUAUGAAGGAGAGAAACUUCUCCAAAACAGGUUACUUAACCAGCCGCGUUACGAGAACUUACUGAACAACACCCACAGCGCGCAGAUAAGCGGUUUGGGGGACACGAGGACUGCUAACUGCCCGUCAUAACCAUUUUAACACGUUUUAAAUCGCUUUAUUGCAGCUUUCUGGACCAGGUUCAGCGUUGUUCAGCGGUGAACCCCGAGGUACACAGAUCUACACUCCGUGAGCGCGGACUGCAGCAGCUGACGCCCGGUACACAGAGCUGCAUGUGUUCAGAGUGAGGAUGUGACCUGGUGUGUUAUGUUGUGAAAUGAAGGCCUGAACUAGAGUCCAGAUUAACCUAAAGACUACAGAGCGACUUUAACCUCUCAUAGCGCGCUUUAAGAGAAGAAGAUAAACUCAGCAUGUUUCCCCUCGACUCGCCCUGGAAUAUCUCCUUCGCCGGCUGUGGGUUUCUGGGUAUUUACCAUGUGGGGGUCGCCAGCUGUCUGCAGGAACAGGCGCCCUUUCUGGUGGAGAACGCCCGGCACAUCUAUGGAGCCUCGGCCGGAGCCCUGACCGCCUCUGCCCUGGUCAGCGGAGCCUGUAUGGGGGAGGUCGGGGCAAGCAACAUUGAUGUAGCAAAGGAAGCAAGGAAGCGGUUUCUUGGGCCAAUGCAUCCCUCCUUUAACCUGGUGAAGACUUUGCGAAUCCUGCUGCACCGUUUACUGCCCCCUGAUGCUUAUAAGAAAGCCACAGGCAGACUGGGUAUCUCCCUGACCCGCGUUACAGAUGGGGAGAAUGUACUAGUGACCCACUUCAACAGCAAUGAGGAACUGGUGCAGGCAUGUGUUUGCAGUGCAUACAUUCCAGUGUACUGUGGCCUUAUACCUCCGACCCUGCAGGGAGUGCGGUAUGUGGAUGGUGGAAUCAGUGAUAAUUUGCCUCAGUAUGAGCUGAAGAACACCAUCACAAUUUCUCCGUUCUCUGGGGAGAGUGAUAUCUGCCCACGAGACACCAGCUCCACCAACCUGCACGAGCUCCGAUUUACCAACACCUCCAUCCAGUUCACACUUUCCAACCUGUACAGAGUCACCAGAGCACUGUUUCCUCCUGACCCACUGGUGAUGAAGACCAUGUGCAAGCAAGGAUACAAAGAUGCACUGCAUUUUCUAAAGAUAAACGGUUUGUUACAGUACCGGCGGCCACACCGUCCUUUGGGGAACGGGGCUGUAAUGGGUGAGGAAGACUCUGAUAAUGAGGAUGAAGAGGAAAGGCAUACAAGAGAAGGGGAGCUACACCAUGAUGCUCAUUCCAACAUAGAGGAACACAUCUUUGAACAUUUACCUCCACGACUGCACAGAGCUCUGGUGGAGGCCUGCAGAGAAAGACGUACCCUCCUGGAGUCUCUAAGUAAUAUGUUUCCUGUCAGGAUGCUGUCAACCAUCUUGAUCCCUUAUACCCUCCCACUGGAGUCAGCUGUCUCGAUGAGUAUCAGACUUUUGGAGUGGCUGCCUGAUGUACAGGAGGAUGUGGGCUGGAUUAAAGAUCAGACAGUGAAGCUGCUGCAAUAUGUUGUACAAAAUGCUGGGAGGAGUGUAUCCCAACAGAUGUCUGCACGAUUUUCCUAUCAGCUGGAGUUGAAACACGCUCAGUCUGCACCGGCUUCAUUCAGUGCUGCCAACUUGCUGCCAGGCUGGGUAUAUGGGGGCAGCUCGUCUGUGCUGGAUGCCUUCCAGCGUGUGGACCAGUACCAGCGGCAGCUGCUGCCGAACCUCUUCUGCCUUAACCUCAACCUACGUGGCUCUUUCAGUACUGGACCUUCUCAGACUACAGCCUCCACUCCACCACUCCCUAUUCAUGAAGAGACAGAUGAAGGUUUGAUCAUGGGUCCUUUGGGGAGUUCGAACCCCAUCAUGAUCAAGUAAAAUCUGUACUAACUGGAGGACUAUGCCUUGGCACAAUGCACCAUUCAGUACAUGGACUGUCUAGCUAUUGAACUUUUUGAGGACCCUGAGCCUCAACCAUUCUGAAAUAUACACACUCAGAAUUUCAAAUCACAGCAGGGGCAACAUGAGCAUCAAUACAAACAGGAAAAGAGUUGUAAUUAUUUAUUAGUUGACUACUUAUGAGCUGAACAGAACUGGAGACAAUAAGUUUUUUAUGUGUGAUGCCUGAUUUAAGCUGAAAUGUACACAGAUGAAUGACAUGCAUCAUAACUGUGCUAGAGACAUCUGUGUCUGUCAGUAGUGCUUAGCUGCGUCAUCCAUAGACAUGUCUGUGCAGACUGAGGCAAACACAGCCUGAGUUGUUUAUUACAAACUAACAUUAUUUGUUAUGACGGGUGUCAAAAAGUAAAGAGCAUUUGUUUAGCAUCUUCCUCACAAUGUGGCAAUGUUCACAUUAACAGGUCAAGUGCCUUAUUUGCCCUAUUUUGAAACCAAUUUUCAGGGCUUUGUGGACAACAUCACAUCAGAUUUUAAUUACUUUCAUAUGCGGUCCUAGAUGUGUGUCCCAUUUGUGGGCAUGCAUCAUAAAGUAGGGCGGUCAGAUCAUAUUUUAUGAAUCUGUUUGCCUGUACGCAGCGCUGUCCAGUGCUGCUGGGGAUACAAAUAUUUUAAUGUAUUUCCAAUGAAUAGUUUGUAAACUGUGACUUAGUAAUGCACAUCUCCAUAAUGAGUCCCUAAAGAGACGGCAUGUUGAACAUUACAAACACUCCCAAUCAUAUUUUAACCAGUCUUUAUUAGGUGUUCUGAUUUAGAGACAGGUUUGUUCACUUUACAAGCAGAUACAGGUCUACUGCAUUUAUGAAUAUGAUCUGCCAAAUUCGAUCUGGGCAAAAAAAUCUAAAUUAGUCAGUGAGUCUUGUAAUGUGAACGUAGUCUCCUCGUGGUUCUUCAUGAGGUAGAGGCUCUACACUUUUGCUUGUAGCUCACCUGUAAACCUGAGAAUUGAACUCUGUACAUGAUCAAUAGGUUUAAAAUGUAAUGUAAUAUUGUACGUAUUAUGAUAGAUCAGGACGUACAUCAGACAUGUAAUAAUUUAUGUAAAUAAGUUUUCUUUUUAGGACGAGUGUUUGAAAAAAGAGGUGAAUGACAUGAGACAAAAACAACAGUUCAGUUCAGAUAAGAGUCUAAAACAUUGUUACUAUUUAGGCCUUUAGUCUUGAAAUGCCGACCAUUCCAGUAUAUCUGAGAUAUUUGUUAAGAAAGAGAUGUGUGGUUUAAUUGGUUUGCCAUGAUGUGGAUUCGAGUGUGUGUAAAAGAAAAAGCAUAAGAAAAUGUACAGGUGUUGCUCCACACCCUGAACUAAGCUCUCAGCUACUUGCUGUACUCAUAUAUAUAUAUAAGGAAGCAAACAGAGAAAUCUUAUCUGCUUGCAUCCAACACAUAACGAAGAGGAUGUUAAUGUAAUGUGAAAAGGCAGGAAGAGAGGAAGUUGAUGUAAGUUGACAUGAGCUACUGUAAAGAGUAGCUUGUAACAGAGUGUCUAUGUAACAGAGACUGUCUGAAGAGCAGUAUGUUUGUGGCGGACCACUCUGCAUCGUGCAGGUUAGGUUGGUUUGUUACUAUAAGUGUUGUUCAAUGCAAUGUUCAAUGCAAUGUUCAAAGCAUUCAUUGAUGUAUCAGGUACUGUACAAUUGUAUUACUGGAUCUCAACAGUUGUGUGGUCUGUUUCUUUUUUUUUUAUAUGUGAUUUGCAUGAAGUGAUAUAUAACACUGGACUACCUUUAUGUAUCAUAUUGCAAAUGUUAAGAAAGCGUAAAACCUACAA